CCCAAGCACAACUAAAAUGUGCUGAGGAAGUCUAUGACAUGUCGUCUGCUCUGCAUAUAAUGUCUGACCUACACCCUACGGCGCUGCUCAUCACGCCGUCAACGUUCCCUCGAGCAGCGAAGAAAUGACUGACACGCCUGCUGCGCAGCUCCAAGGCGACCUCCGCGCCUCGAUAGCACAAUCACUCGAGGCACAACGACCCCUAUUGCAUCACCUCAACGCCGAUUCGUCCUGGCUACUGCAGAUUCCACGGCCAAAGGGUGGACGGAAGAGUGGGAAUUUCAGGAAAUUCUAUAAUGUCCUGAUUGAUCCGUGGUUAGCGGGUGGUCAGAGUGAUGUGGCGAGCUGGUUCAGCCAGCAGUUUCAUGCGACUGAGAGCAAGGUCGGGAGCAUAGAAGAGGUGGAGCAAUUGAUACGUCGUGUUGAAGGUGGAGGUGGUGAAGAAGAGGGUCUUAGGGUCUCGUCUGAGCCAGGACCUAGCCAGAUUGAUGUCGUGGCUAUCAGUCAUGAAUUCACAGAUCAUUGUCAUAAGGAAACGCUCAUGCAAGUACACCCCGACGUAGCAGUAUUUGCGAACGAUCGUGCGGUAUCGGUUAUUCAAGGCUUCAAACACUUCCGCACCAUAGUGCCCAUCCCCGCCUUCCAGCCCGACGGUGAUACAGACUGGCGCAUAACCUCUCUUCCUCCUCUGCCGGACUGGGUCUCCAUCACACGCCUCAUCAAUCCUGCCGAUGCACUCUACUACCAUGCCGCGCUCAUGAUCACAUUCCCAUCCUCGCAGUCCCAGAAACCUGCCGACUCGCCAAUAUCCUCACCUGUCGACAUGCCCGCGGAAGCGAUCAUAUACACACCGCACGGCAUAUCCGCGUCCGCGAUCCCAGACCUGCGCUCUUUGUCGCCUCCGAUCCAUACGCUCGCGCUCUUACACGGACUACACGCCAUCACGCUCACGAAGCAGAAGCUGAAUCUAGGUGCUCACAACGGGUUGCAGGCGCAAAGGAAGCUGCAAUCGCGAUAUUGGAUUGGUACACAUGACGAAAUCAAAAGAGGCGGUGGGAUCGUGGCGAGGUUUCUGAGACGGAAAGUGAUUACGCUGCAGGAGGCGGUGGAGCAGGAGAAGCAAGGGAUGAAGGAGGAGGAGCGAAGGCAGUGGGCAGAUGUUGGGUUCUUGGAGGUGGAGAAUGGUGAGAGUGUGUUGCUGAGAUGACGGGGACGUAGAGAUAUAGAUGUGCAUAAUACAAGUAUCAGUAGCAAGCUGAAGGAGC
This is a messenger RNA of Pseudovirgaria hyperparasitica, 1265 nucleotides long. RefSeq lists its product as uncharacterized. The transcript has 2 exons. The coding region runs from base 125 to 1207 and encodes 360 amino acids. The record is from RefSeq and is a predicted model, not a curated record. NCBI's taxonomy places the organism in Eukaryota, Fungi, Ascomycota, Dothideomycetes, Acrospermales, Acrospermaceae.